Messenger RNA from Sodiomyces alkalinus F11, 726 nucleotides. RefSeq lists its product as hypothetical. Lineage: Eukaryota; Fungi; Ascomycota; Sordariomycetes; Glomerellales; Plectosphaerellaceae. The transcript is spliced from 3 exons. The record is from RefSeq and is a predicted model, not a curated record. Bases 380 to 610 code for a protein of 76 amino acids.
AGCGUCUGGCUCUGGUCCUGGAGAAAAUAGAGAUAGCAAUCGCUCAUCUCACAUCCCACAGCGGCCAGCACUUUUCUUGCACAGGCAAAAAUCAAUGGCAGACUUCUCAGUACUCGGUAAUCGAGCAAGAGCCAGCUAGUUUUAAGCCGAAACGGGUAAUACUAGUUAGUUAUCAAACCCUAUAUCAGGUGGUUGUAUUCAAGGGAGUGCGUAUUUGCCACAUGUCAAGGGCCGUUUAGUCUGUCGCAGGCUGCGAUUGGGAAUAACCCAGGGCGUUGAACGCGAUCAGGAAGGGAUGCAGAGGUAACAGAGCGGGAUGAUAGAGGGUUAGUCACGCGAUAUCUCCCCUACCUCGAUACCUUAAGAUGCCGGUAGGAUCAUGGGCGUCGGUUACCGAUAUCAGUGCACAUUGGGACACAAGUACCAACAGGGGAAAGAAAAGGAAAAAAAAGGGACAGAGAUGGGGAGAUCCCGAGACAACGUUGAAGUUCAGCCCAAGCUAGUUUCCCUGGAGCUCCUGUGCUCUAACAAAACGUUUCGUGAGAGCGGCGAGACUCACCACGGGAACGACCGGGCCGAAAGUCUUGAACCGUCCUCCCCGCUCACCUGAGCUUGACCGUGACCAUAGAUACUGCAGUAGAGUAGAUGUUACGGGAACACAACAUGCAGCUUCUAUCCCGAUAUAAAAUCACAUCCAACCCAUAUUUCGUUCCCUUGAAGUACCAG